GGCGACAAGUGCAAAUAUAUCCAUAACUUAUCCUUUCCUUUAUCAUCUCCCAACUCUCGCUCAGCCGAGGUUACGAACCCACAGCCCACGGAAAGAAACGACAACUCAGCGGAGGCUAACUAUGUGCGCCGCGGAGCAUUGGGCGGGGGAACGCGGAUUGGAACCAAGCGAUCCCACUGUUGGGCUUUUGUUCAGGGGAACUGCCGUUACGAGAACUGCCAAUACUACCAUCCUGAGGAUAUCGCUCCUUACAUUGAGUAUACGCCGUGUUUGAAGUUUCCGAAUUGUCCUCGCAGUCGUGGCGGGCACUGCCCAUUCAGACACCCUGACGAACCGGAGGUCGUACGCAGCAGCCCGUCGUACCAAUUCCCCGUGUCCGUGGGCCAGCCGUCGACCCCGUCAUACCAGAUCCUGCCAUCUGAUAGUCCCGCAAUGUCAGCGGCUCACAUCCCGCGCACGUUCUCCAUGGGCCCUGCACUCGACAUGCUUGCUGGAAGGUCCGGCGCCUCUCAGGCAUACUCUCCGCGUUCUGUUUCGCCGGUUGCAGUUCCGACUCAGAGCGUUGAAACGCCGACCUCAGCGGACGAAGAGGAACUUGGAUCAAGAUUUCCAGCUGCGCCGCCGCCUUCUCCCAAGUCCAUCGAUGGCAGUCCAUCGCCGUUCAGCGUGAGCGCCAUUGCCGAAUCACCCGGCAGGCGCGAGAAGACUGGCGCCGCAGGCUGCGUCUCCAACACAGUAGGCGAUGCUGUAUCAGCUGGCGUUACGCCUGCCCUGCGCGGUCCUCGUUCACACCAGCGGCGCGUCUCUAUUUCAGAGCCUGAGAUGUACCGCUUGCCGGAUCGGGCUUACCGCGGACAUGCGCGACGCGUCAGCGUUAACAUUGUCGGCGCGUCUGCGCAGGUUGAUUUCACCACCGGCGACUGA
Messenger RNA from Punctularia strigosozonata HHB-11173 SS5, 924 nucleotides. RefSeq lists its product as uncharacterized. The transcript is spliced from 3 exons. Lineage: Eukaryota; Fungi; Basidiomycota; Agaricomycetes; Corticiales; Punctulariaceae. The coding region runs from base 433 to 924 and encodes 163 amino acids. The record is from RefSeq and is a predicted model, not a curated record.